AUGGCACCCUCACAAAUGGAUUAUCCGCAACAAGAAAACGAAGCGAACCUCGUUUAUACUCAUAAGAAAUUUAACACAGGCUGCUACAAGCACAAAAAAUUUGGCAAGCGCAGCAGCAAAGAGGACACGGUCACGAGCACGCCGCUAUUUCGGCCUUAUGCACUGAGCGACAACACGCCACGGAAGCGUCGUCAGGAGUCGGAGCAGCGCCAUCAUCAACACCAACUACCGCCCACGCCGCCAACAACGCCUCCACAGCAGCAACAACAUCAUCAGCAGCAGCGGUGGCAGCCACAAACGUACGCGCUACCCACGCCUACAGCCACGCCCACGCCGAUCAUAAAUCACACUCCCACAACCAUGCCCACGCCCACACCGAUCAUGAAUCAUCAGGCGUUCGCCUAUGUACUGCAAAAGCAACGCGCGGUACUCCAAAUGCGCCAUAUGCUCAGCAUCAAUCCGGAUGCCAACACCUGGCCAGCGGAGUUGCGCAAUGCGCUCUACUCCAUGCUCCAGUCAUGA
Messenger RNA from Drosophila novamexicana, 522 nucleotides. Its product is annotated as protein shank. NCBI's taxonomy places the organism in Eukaryota, Metazoa, Arthropoda, Insecta, Diptera, Drosophilidae. The record is from RefSeq and is a predicted model, not a curated record. The coding region runs from base 1 to 522 and encodes 173 amino acids. The transcript has a single exon.